Messenger RNA from Oryza sativa Japonica Group (Japanese rice), 1324 nucleotides. RefSeq lists its product as uncharacterized. NCBI's taxonomy places the organism in Eukaryota, Viridiplantae, Streptophyta, Magnoliopsida, Poales, Poaceae. Gene Ontology annotation, molecular function: RNA binding. The record is from RefSeq and is a predicted model, not a curated record.
CCUAUUUCUAGGGUUUUAAGCCUCACCCAAACCGCCUCAGCCGCUCCCCUCUCCCCUUCGACAACAGCAGCGCCGCCGCCGCCGCAGGAGCCGCAUCGCCGGGGGUUCGCCGGAGGGAGGGAGUAGCCAUGGAUCGGUACCAGCGGGUGGAGAAGCCGCGGCCCGAGGCCGCCGUCAUCAGCGAGAACGAAAUCCGCAUCACCACCCAGGGCCUCAUCCGCAACUACGUCACCUACGCCACCUCCCUCCUCCAGCAGGAAAAGCGCGUGAAAGAAAUAGUGUUGAAGGCUAUGGGACAGGCUAUCAGCAAGACAGUGGCUAUUGCUGAGAUCAUAAAGAAACGGAUCCCUGGGUUGCAUCAAGAUACAUCAAUUAGUUCAGUCAGUAUUACUGAUGUAUGGGAACCCAUUGAGGAAGGCCUUGUACCAUUGGAGAUGACUCGUCAUGUUUCAAUGAUAUCAAUUUCCCUGUCACCGAAGGAGCUUAACAAGAGUUCAGCUGGGUAUCAAGCUCCCUUGCAUGCAGAGCCAAUUAAGCCACAAAGAUACCAACAAACCCAGCAAUAUCAACAACAACAGCACCAGUCUAGGCCAAGCCAAGUUCAAACAGAUUCAUAUGGGCGCGGCCGUGGUAGAGGCAGAGGAAGAGGAAGGGGUUGGGGUGGUAGGGGAGGCUAUGGUGGAGGGUAUGGUGGAUAUGAUAACAACCAAGGAGGUUAUGGUGGAUAUGGACACCAGGGUGGAUAUGGACACCAAGGGGGGUAUGGCAACCAGGGAGGAUAUGGCCACAAUCAAGGUGGUUAUGGAGGGUAUGGUUACAACCAAGGUGGAUAUGGAGGAUAUGAAAAUGGUGGCUGGAACUACAACCGGAACAGAGGUGGUGGUGGUGGCGGGGGCCGUGGAAGAGGCAACUGGGGAUAUGGUGGUCCAGGAGGAUAUGAACGUUCAGGUCCGGCAUAUGAACGUGGUGGCAGAGGUGGAGGUAGCCCAGGCGGCAGAGGCUAUGCCCGGGGCCGUGGACGAAUGGGCGGUGGCCGUGGGCGAGGCAACCAAAACUAUUAGAUCGACUUUAGUUGGAUGUGCCAGCCCGGUCGUUGGGUGCUGUAUGAAGAACAAAAACUGUGGAUGCGUUCUCCAUAGGACGGAACCCUAGCUGUUUCUUUGUGAUCAAUCGACUAGUCUUCCCAGCUUUUCGCUAUAAUCAUCAAUGGUGUCUGCCAUUGCUUCGAUUCUGUGGGAUUUUGACAAGAAUGUUAAGUUUUACCUUGGACAUAUUUUCCUGUAUUUAAGAGUGCAUUUUUGAAUAGCUUGUCUAUCUUCCUCCA